Molecule: messenger RNA, 1071 nt
Organism: Eruca vesicaria subsp. sativa (arugula)
Lineage: Eukaryota; Viridiplantae; Streptophyta; Magnoliopsida; Brassicales; Brassicaceae
Source: the annotation of a GenBank genome assembly
AUGGAUUGUCCGUCGCAUCAUCCCCCGCCUCCACCUGAUGAGUUGUUCGACAUUGACACUACAGUUGAUCCCACCUUUAUAAUCUCACUGAUACGCAAACUCCUUCCAGUAGAUUCUGGCAGUGGUCAAAGAACUCAGAUAAAGCAUAAUCCCUCGUAUGGAUGCCAACAAUGCGGUUCAAGGAUACUCACCACAGGUCUCUAUGGAGCUGGAAGCACUUUAUGGGCUGAGUGUUUGCAGUCUGAUGAUAUACUUCGCCGUGUUUUGUGGAUUGCGGAAAACACCUUGAAUCCUCAUCUUAUUGAAAAGAGUGUAGGGCUAUUAUUAGGUAUCUUAGAAGGUGAAUCAGAGGUUGGGAAGCUAUUGAUCCCUCCACUAAUGACUCUAGGUUUGACGAGUCUCUUGAUCAAUCUUCUUUCCUUCGAAAUGAGCAAGUUGGUCAAAGAAAGAAUUCCAGAAAGGUACUCCGUUCUUGAAAUGAUUCUCCGAGCUAUUGAAGCCCUUUCUGCUUCAGAUAGUCGUUCUAAAGAUAUUUGCUCUAGCAAAGAACUUUUUCACUUAGUCUGUGAUCUUAUGAAACUUCAGGACAAAGCCGAGGUGGCAACAUGUUGUGUUACUGCAGGAGUUUUGAUCGCAAAUAUUCUAUCGGAAACAGUCAGUUUCAUUCCAGAAAUAUCGCAAGACUUUUCUUUCUUGGAAGGUUUAUUCAGUACUUUACCAUUUGCAUCGGAUGACUUAGAAGCAAGAAGAGCUCUUUGGAGCGUUAUUGCGAGGUUAUUUGCCAGAGUCAAUGAGUCUGAGAUAGACACAUUUUCUCUGAGACAGUACAUACUAGUUUUGCUAAGCAACUCGGAUAUUAUAGAAGAUGAUCUUCUCAUUAUGCAACUAGAAGACUCAUUCCCUUCUCAUAGCUCGCGAACAAUUGCUAUACAAAAGAUCGAGUCUAUGUUGAACAAUUGGAAUAUUCGCAAGGAGACUUUGCAGGAGGAUAACAUGGAUGGGGACGGCUCUUUAAACACAUCUGAUGUUAGAAGGCUAUAUGAUUGCUGUCAAAGAUAUAUAUCAAAGUAA